ACUGGAAGUUUCUCUGACCCCGCUUCUCGUCGUCGUUGCUUCUGUCCCCGGCGGCCGCUAAUUCCGACCGACGACUUCUGCUGAACUCAUCAGUCUCCAUCUCGGACCACGAUCUCUCCUGAUCUGCAAUUUCAACCCCCUCUAGCCCGGCAUCCACCGGGUUACAACCCCAGCUGAAGAGGGCCCUGUAGAUGGGAAUCAGUAAGACAGAAGUGAACCUGAGGCGGUUGCUCGCAGCUGCACCUAAGCAACAGAACCAGGCAAAGCUUGCUCAUUAUGUCGCUACUUUACGGGAGCAAUUGGAGCAAUUGGCCGAAGAGAGAACUCCAGAAGGCUUGCCCAGGAUCGCAAAGGUGACGAUCAAUGAUUAUUCGGAGAAGAUUGAAGCGAUCGCUGCAAAACUAGUGGCUCCUUCGCAAGAUAUAGAAGAAUCCCAUGAGUCCUUUGCAGCAAGUUCUUCCCAAGGGAGUUCACCUAAGGGAGUAGAAAACCACAUACCCCCAUCCCCGGGGUUGAGAAGAAGAGCCAUGCCCUCCUCGCAUUCUGAUGAAAGAACUCGCAAAGAUACAGUGGAGGACCCAUCAGGACCCGUAAGGCUUGAUGCCACAACACAAGCUCACAUUGAGAAGCACAGAAAUCUUCAAGAGGAUCUGACUGACGAGAUGGUCGGGUUAGCAAGACAACUGAAAGAAAGCAGUCUCUUGAUGAAUCAAUCUAUUGAAAACACCGAAAAAAUCCUUGAUUCUACAGAGAGAGCAGUCGAGCACAGCCUGGCAAGCACGGGUCGGGUCAAUGUGCGGGCAGGUGAGAUAUACUCGCGGAGUUCAAAAACAAGCUGCUUCCAGUGGCUCCUCAUCUUUGUGAUGACUAUGAUAUUCAUCAUGGUUGUACUUUUGAUUCGGGUCACUUAGUUACGCAUACAAAAGCAAUAAGAACUUCACUAGUUCUUUUUUUUUUUUUGGUUUUGUUUUGAUUUCUCUUUUCGGGUUUUAUCCCCGUGACUUUGAGGUAUAUUGCAACUACUGGUCUUAGAAGGGGUAAUUUGUGGCUAUAUAUAGCUUUCAUCAAGCUUGGUGUUAAUGAUUUUGUUUCGUCAAUGAAGCAGUCAUCAGAUGUUAUGGGAAAGACAGACCGGUCAUUUGGGCCUCCGUGAUCA
Messenger RNA from Punica granatum (pomegranate), 1156 nucleotides. The record is from RefSeq and is a predicted model, not a curated record. Lineage: Eukaryota; Viridiplantae; Streptophyta; Magnoliopsida; Myrtales; Lythraceae.